AUGGAUCUCCAGGGUACUCCUCUUCCUCAUGGUGCCCGCAGCACCAAGGUCACCACCGACCCCAUUGCUUCCCAGCAGCCCAUCAAUGAGCCCUCUGGUCCUGUUGCCAACGACUCCCUCGCUGCUCAGUCCGUUCGCCAGAGUGGUGCCUUCUCUGAGAACCGUGGUGCCGAGCCCAUCGGUGUCUCCGGUAGCAAGUCUACUCUGAACAACACCAACACAUCCAGCGCCACUGAGCUCCCUUCCGCUCCCGUUGGCGGUCUCCGUGAGGACCGCGAGCGCCAGGAGAAGUACCCCGAGGCUCUCGGCGGCCAGGGUAACUUCCCCGGUGCCCACUCCCAGGCUGGCUAUGCCGGUGGCCCUACCGCUGCGAAGGAGCAGAUGGGUAUGCACACUGGCCAGCACGCCACUGCUGGCGGCAGUGCCCACAGCCACGUCGCUGGCCAGGCCCCCUCUUACGUGAACGAUGUCACCGACAGCUACAAGCACACCAAGCCUGAUGGCCGUAACAUCCAAGAGGGUGGUUUCUCUUCCGAGGAUAAGAACGCUAGCUUCACUACCGAGAUUGGGUCUGAUCAAGAUCCUGCCCGUGCUGCCAUCAACAAGUUCCAGCGCAUGAACGCUGAGAGCGGUCUUGAUGCCGGCCAUCCCCACCAAAAGGGUGGUGUUGAUAACCAGCAACCCUUCCAGGCUCUUGAUGAGCAGCGUAUCUAA
This is a messenger RNA of Penicillium maclennaniae, 714 nucleotides long. RefSeq lists its product as uncharacterized. NCBI's taxonomy places the organism in Eukaryota, Fungi, Ascomycota, Eurotiomycetes, Eurotiales, Aspergillaceae. The record is from RefSeq and is a predicted model, not a curated record. The transcript has a single exon. The coding region runs from base 1 to 714 and encodes 237 amino acids.